UUCACGGUAUUCAAAGGUGCGGUAAAGUUUGAAUAGACUCCACUGUAUGCUAUACAAACUCAAUGAGCUGGAAUCAAGAAAGUACAUAAGUACACACACCUUGCACGUAUGGUCUUCAUUCAGUGGUAUGGUGGUAUGCACAGGUGAAUCUUAACUGUCUUUUUAUUGGAAAUAGUCGCCAGUUAACCGUCAGAUAAAGGUGUUAACAUCUAUAACUAGUGUUUGGGGAAAGGUGCCCGGCAUUGACUUGGUUUGAUUGCUUAGUGUUUGGGUGUCGACUAAAGAGUGUUUCGCUGAGUCGUUUAACAUCAUGUCUGAUGACGAAGGAGUGGGGUCUGGUCUGAGUUACUCCGUACUGGAGGACGAUACAGAGACCCGUGCCCCCAGCUACAACCGUUCAUCAUUCAUGAACUCCGGCCUAGCGUCUAACCGGUCCACCUCCCUCAGUGGGUGUCUCCGCGCCUCUGUGCCCCAUCUCAUUAUCGUCUCCGUCUACCUCGUCUACCUUCUCGGUGGUGGGGGUGUCUUCCUGGCUAUCUACCGGGCACAGGAGGCCCCGAUCCAGGCGGCUCUUCAGACCGAGGAGGCGAAGUACGAGGAAGCGAAGGUUAAGAUCACCGAGGCAAUAGAGUCCUACGAUGUUCAUGGACUUUCGGAAAAGUUGGAGUUGUUCAUGAAGUUGACCGAGGAGCAAAACUCUGAUUACUUGAAAAUCGAAGCAGGACCAGAGUUGACGUACAUGAGGAGUGUUGUGUAUUGCUUGACAACUAUAACUACAAUUGGUUACGGUGACUACGUACCCAUGACAACACUGGGUAAAGCACUUACCGUGUUCUACGCCCUUGUAGGGAUCCCGCUCACUCUGCUAUUCCUGAUCGACAUGGGGAGCCUUCUAGCGCGUCUACUCGACACUUUGGUUUCUAAGUGUCGCUGCAGACAAAUAAUGAAUAGUUAUCGACAGUCCAAUAUAUAUAAGAAUACAUCGGAGCCAGUCGGUGAUGACCAGCAGCGAGACGGCGAUGGUGAGACACGGGAGAACUACUGGCGGGACACGGCAUGGGGUCGGCGCAACGUCCCGAUCUACGUGAUCGUGGUCGUUUGGCUGGUAUUUUUCUUCAUGGCGAGUGUUUUUAUCGCCACGAUUGAGAAAUGGAGCUACGAAGAGGGGCUUUUCUUCACGAUUACCACCGUGACUACCAUUGGCUUCGGUGAUAUCGUACCCGUUCGGUUUCACACGGAUGUCCCGUCUUUCUUUGCGUGCCUGGUUCACAUCCUGGCCACUCUCUCGGUGAUGUCAAUGUGUUUCAUCCUUACGCUGCCUAAAAUUCUAAAGCUCAUUGCGAAAAUUGACGCAAAAGUUAAUUUCUAAAAACCGAAAACAAGCCCACAUGAACAAGAUUUUGAACAAAUAUGUAUUAAAAGUUUCGUUUCAACACAAUUCAGCAUGGUGGCUCAGUAAAUAUUUAGCUCGAUCUUCUAGCACAAGCGAACAGAGAACAGUUGGGCGCCCUCUGUUGUCACGAGUCAUUGCAUCAAAUCAUUUAGACAUUGUUACACAGCUAUACCAUUCAAAUUUUAAAUAAAUACUAAUAUAAUUUCAAUUAAUCAAAUAUUUCGCUUUUUAUGUUUGCCUGAUACCUUUUGCAAUGUUUGUAAGAAAUAAAGAUGGUGGUCAUGUUUUGGAUUAUCAACAAUACACCUUAUUGUUGUCUUUAUUCGUAAUGUGUGUCGGGAGGUCAUUUAUAGGUUAUGGGGUCAGCGUUAUUAGUUUGUAUUAAUUUGUGUUAAUCAGCAUUCCAAAUUGAAAUUUGAAUUUUGUUCUCUGAGAUUUUGAUUUCUUCAUCGACAUUUUGGUUGGAAGAGUUCUGUAAAUAAGUUAUUCCUUGGACGGUGAGGGACUUUUUUCUUCAAGGAAUUCGCUCGUGUUUGUAUCAAAUGUUUGUUGUGUGCUUAUCUGGUGUGAACUGUAAGUUGUUGGUGUUAAGUGCUUGGAAAUAAAAUAUAAUAAAAUAAAAUAAAACAAAACAAUUGUGAUGAA
Messenger RNA from Asterias rubens (European starfish), 2038 nucleotides. Its product is annotated as TWiK family of potassium channels protein 7-like. Gene Ontology annotation, molecular function: potassium ion leak channel activity. Gene Ontology annotation, cellular component: membrane. The record is from RefSeq and is a predicted model, not a curated record. The coding region runs from base 311 to 1369 and encodes 352 amino acids. The transcript is spliced from 2 exons. Lineage: Eukaryota; Metazoa; Echinodermata; Asteroidea; Forcipulatida; Asteriidae. Gene Ontology annotation, biological process: potassium ion transmembrane transport; stabilization of membrane potential.